AUGGCGGCGACAGGAGGUCAGCCGCCAGGGCUGGAGGAAGGUGCAGCCGCGGUGGCGGCGGAAGGCGGUGCUCAAGCCGCGGUGGCGGCGUCGCGAGCAGACUUGGACGCGCUGCCCGUGACGCAGUCGUGCAAGCUGAACAGCAUCGCUCUGAAGUGGGUCAGGGACACCGCAGAGAACCCUCCAGGGUUUCCAGUAACCCCGUGCGUCGACAUCACCGACUCGGACCCUAUGUGCGUAGGCGUGCUCGAGCGCACCACGGGAAUGGCAUGCAGCUUUAGGGGGGGCGGAGGGGCGCAGCCAUGGUCAUGGCGGCAGAUGUUGGUAGCGCCCAAGCCAGACGUGAAGGACAAGGUUCUGGGAUCUGAUCCCGCGGUGGGCAUCGCGCACAUCGCGUGCCAGACCGUCGACGCGCGCGACCGCAAGCGCUGGCACGCCGCGCUUCACGCGGGAAGGCCUUUCGACAAAGGUGUUCCCGUUCCCGCGUGGGACUCCCACGGCAAGUCAGAUGGUCCAGGCACGUACAGGGCAAAGACUGCAGGGAACUACGACGCUCCGUGCCGCGGCACUGGGGUCGCGGCGCAGGCCGACGCUGAAGGAUCCGCGGUGGCGGAGCCAGGGGAUGCCCAGCAAGAAGCAGCCGCGCAGACCGCCGCGUCGGGGCCUGCGUCGCACGCCGCUGCGGGAGAAGGGGCUGAGCAGGCAGACUGGCGGGAGGAGGCGAAGCAGGAGCCCACCUCGGCCGCGGGUGGUGCGUCGAGCGGCGCAGAGUGGUGGAGCGGCGCAGACUGGUGGAGCAAGGGGGAGUGGAAGGACAGCGGCGGAGACUGGAAGGACAGCAGCGACAACAAGUGGUCCCGCGGCGGAGACUGGAAGGACAGGGGCCAUGGCAAUGGCCAGGGUGGCGCCAGCAGUUCCGCCGCAGGCGGGGCAGCUUCGGCAGCCGAGCCUUCCACGGAGGAGAAGGAGCAGCCGAAGAAGUGGGGGUGGUGGCAGUGA
Messenger RNA from Prorocentrum cordatum, 999 nucleotides. The record is from the annotation of a GenBank genome assembly. NCBI's taxonomy places the organism in Eukaryota, Dinophyceae, Prorocentrales, Prorocentraceae.